CAUAUCCCACCCACUACUACUACUACUACUUCCCUUCUCACUUUCGCCUCAUUUAUUCACAAAUGCGCAGAAAAUACGUCGUAUUUGCGCAUUUUAAACUUAUAUAAUUGUUUUUUACUUCCUGAGAAUAAAAACAAUUAUAUAUUAAGCCGUGGAACAGAGAUUAAAAAGGAGAAUUUAUACUAGGUGGAGAGUACUAAUGCAGACCGUUAUACAUGCUGGACCGAGCAGCCAAUGCAGAGUAUCACAUGCAGAGGAAACUUUCAUGAGGUCGCCGAUGUAUUGCAGUGGGAGUUUGAGAAGAUUUUUACUCCAUUUUUGUUAUUUACAUCAUAUAAUACAGGUUUUUUAUACUGAAGAAAAAAAAACAUCUGGUAUUGAAAAUUUGACAUUAAAUUAGUGUAAUGUUUUAUAUGACAGUUUGCAUCAAUGACUGAAUAUUUUGUUUGCCUCUAUGUAACAUUGUUAAUUUAGAAAUAAUUUGUUAUACUAAGAAGUGUAGUUGGUCAUAUGAAACAUUUUGGUUUUUAAUUGAUAUAAUUGUGUUUUAUUUGUGUACUAGAUUUGAUUCCUUUGUGGUGUCAGAAGUCUUUGUUUUGUUAUAGGAAUAUUUGAUUUGCAGUAUCAUUGAAAGCAGGCUGUAAAUGAGCUAGGAUUAUUUUGAACUUGCAAAAGACCUGGAUGCAACCUACCAUUCUGUGAGAUGUAGACUUUGUGAUUACAUGAAUUAAAACUGUUUACUUCAGUGCUUCCUCUCAUUCCAGCAAUUUCACUGUCUGAAGGUUUGGCAAUAGUUGGUUCAUUUUGAGAGCUUCUCUGGAUGAAACUGAAAACUGACAUUGUUUCAAAGCUGUAUAUUCAACAUCUUUUGAGAAUGGAAGCUGAAAACUUAGUUUUGCCUUUAAUCAAACAAGAAAAUGACAAUUUUGAGGAUGAACAUACCGAAACCACAGUAGAUUCUUUCAUAGAGGUCAAGGCAGAGCCAGAAUAUAUUGAUUGGGAUGAAGUUGAUGUAAAAGAUACAUGCCAGCCUUUAGAGAGUGUAGAAGACCAUCCAAGUUUUGGCGUGGAAAGCGGAAAGAUCUAUAUUGCAGAAGAAAAUAGACAUUUGGGGACAACUGAAGGCCAAGGGACAAUUUCACAGAUAUGCAACCAGAAAUCCCUCGUGAGAACUCAUAUAGGAGAGAAGCGGUUCACUUGCUCUUUAUGUCAAAAUAGUUAUUCUUUCUUACAUGGUCUCAAAAGACACAUGAAAACUCAUACAGGAGAGAAACCAUAUACCUGCUCAGUAUGUCAAAAAAGUUUUUAUACAUCAGGUGAUCUCAAAACACACAUGAGAACUCAUACAGGAGAGAAACCAUUUACUUGCUCUGUAUGUCAAAGGAGUUUUUCUUGUCAAAGUCAUCUCAAACCACACAUGAGAACUCAUACAGGAGAGAAACCAUAUACUUGCUCUGUAUGUCAAAGGAGUUUUUCUAGUCAAAGUAAUCUCACAAUACACAUGAGAACACAUACAGGAGAGAAACCAUAUUCUUGCUCUGUAUGUCAAAGAAGUUUUUCUCGUCAAAGUAAUCUCACAAUACACAUGAGAUAUCAUUUAAAGAAACAAAAAAAUAAUAAUUUGGAAGAUGAACAUAGCAAAAUCACAGUUGAUGGAUCUGUAUUUGUAGAUUCUUCCAUAGAAGUGAAGGGAGAGCCAGAAUAUAUUGAUUAUGAUGAAGUUGAUGUAAAAGAUACAUGCCAGCCUUUAGAGAGUGAAGAAGACCAUCCAAGUUUUGGCGUGGAAAGCGGAAAGAUCUAUAUUGCAGAAGAAAAUAGACAUUUGGGGACAACUGAAGGCCAAGGGACAAUUUCACAGAUAUGCAACCAGAAAUCCCUCGUGAGAACUCAUACAGGAGAGAAGCGGUUCACUUGCUCUUUAUGUCAAAAUAGUUAUUCUUUCUUACAUGUUCUCAAAAGACACAUGAAAACUCAUACAGGAGAGAAACCAUUCACUUGCUCAGUAUGUCAAAAAAGUUUUUAUGCAUCAGAUGUUCUCAAAACACACAUGAGAACUCAUACAGGAGAGAAACCAUAUACUUGCUCUGUAUGUCAAAGAAGUUUUUCUCGUCAAAGUUAUCUCAAACCACACAUGAGAACUCAUACUGGAGAGAAACCAUAUUCUUGCUCUGUAUGUCUAAGAGGUUUUUCUCAUCAAAGUGAUCUCAAACCACACAUGAGAACUCAUACGGAUGAGAAACCAUAUAGCUGCUCUGUAUGCCAAAGAAGUUUUUCUCGUCAAAGUAAUCUCAAAACACACAUGAGCUCUCAUACAGGGGAGAAGCUAUAUACUUGCUCUGCAUGUGAGAGAAUUUUUUCCCAUCAAAGUACUUUAAAAAGACACAUGAGAAUUCAUACGUGAGAGAAACUAUAUACUUGCUCUGUAUGUCAAAGUUUCUGGUUCAGGUCCUCUCAACUCCCAAAACACAAAAAUUUAUAGUAGAGAGAAACUAAGAAGCUGUAUAAUACAGGCAGUCUCUGGUUAUGGUGG
This is a messenger RNA of Macrobrachium nipponense, 2530 nucleotides long. RefSeq names its product zinc finger protein 883-like. Bases 821 to 2401 code for a protein of 526 amino acids. Gene Ontology annotation, cellular component: nucleus. The record is from RefSeq and is a predicted model, not a curated record. Gene Ontology annotation, molecular function: RNA polymerase II cis-regulatory region sequence-specific DNA binding; DNA-binding transcription factor activity, RNA polymerase II-specific. The transcript has 3 exons. Gene Ontology annotation, biological process: regulation of transcription by RNA polymerase II. Lineage: Eukaryota; Metazoa; Arthropoda; Malacostraca; Decapoda; Palaemonidae.